Lizanozyma spartinae is the source of this 2523-nucleotide messenger RNA. RefSeq names its product Cnh1p (gene CNH1). Gene Ontology annotation, biological process: sodium ion export across plasma membrane; intracellular potassium ion homeostasis; proton export across plasma membrane. Bases 1 to 2523 code for a protein of 840 amino acids. The record is from RefSeq and is a predicted model, not a curated record. Gene Ontology annotation, molecular function: sodium:proton antiporter activity. The transcript has a single exon. Lineage: Eukaryota; Fungi; Ascomycota; Pichiomycetes; Serinales; Debaryomycetaceae. Gene Ontology annotation, cellular component: plasma membrane.
AUGAUUACCUUGGAAAUCUCGAGAAUAGUUCUUUGUAUCCAAAUUGUUGCUGUGGCUGUUGAAUUACCAAAAAAGUAUAUGAAGAAACAUUGGAUAUCGGUGGCUAUUUUGCUUUUACCAGUCAUGACUGCUGGUUGGCUUAUCGUGGGACUUUUCAUCUGGGUUUUAAUCCCCCAUUUCAACUUUGCUGAAGCUCUUUUGGUAAGUGCUUGUGUCACAGCUACAGAUCCAGUUUUGGCUGCUGCUGUGGUGGGUAAAGGUAAAUUCGCUGAAAGAGUUCCAGGCCAUUUAAGAAAUUUGUUAACUGCAGAAUCUGGUUGUAAUGAUGGGAUGGCUUUCCCGUUCAUCUUUUUAAGUCUAAACAUGGUUCUUUAUCCUGGCGAAGCAGGUAAAAUCAUUCAACAUUGGAUCACUUUAACCAUUUUAUGGGAAUGCAUAUGUGGCAUAAUUGUGGGAUCUUGUAUGGGCUGGCUAUUAAGAAAAGCUGUUAAAUGGGCAGAAACUAAAAAAUUAAUUGAUAGAGAAUCGUUUUUGGCAUUCUUUGUAUUUUUGGCUUUUAAUUGUGCUGGGAUUGGUUCAAUGUUAGGUAUUGAUGAUUUAUUAGUUAGUUUUGCUGCUGGAACUGCUUUUGGUUGGAAUGGUGAAUUUGCUCGUAAAACAGAAGAAUCUCAUGUUUCAACUGUCAUUGAUUUGAUUCUAAAUUUGUCUUUUUUUGUUUACUUCGGUGCCAUUGUUCCUUGGGAUGAUUUUAAUAAUCAUGCCCUUGGUUUGGAUGUUUGGAGACUUUGUAUUCUUGCAAUUGUGGUAAUUUUUCUUAGACGUAUUCCUGCAGUUUUAGCUUUCAAACCUUUCACUCCAGAUAUUAAAACUUGGAGAGAAGCACUUUUUUGUGGACAUUUUGGUCCUAUUGGAGUAGGUGCUAUUUUUGCUGCAAUUUUGGCAAGAAAGGACUUGGAAGCUCAUUAUUUCAAUCAUGUUGAAACUCCUUUGGAAGAAUUACCUCUGAAAGAUACUCCACAUUAUCAAUUAAUUGCGGCUAUUUGGCCCAUGGUUUGUUUUAUUGUUGUGACUUCAAUUAUCGUUCAUGGAUCUUCCGUUGCAGUUCUCACAUUGGGUAGACAUUUGAAUAGAAUGGCCAUAACCAUGUCAUUCACUGCCACAAACACUCAAGGUGAUAGUGGGCCUUCUUGGAUUAGUAGGUUACAAAAUUUAGAGAAACACAGUUCAUCUUAUUCAUUACAGCGUGUUGAUUCUAUGGCACCACAAAAGAAUCUGACUGAGGGACAAGGUUCAACUGACUCUUCAACUACUUUACAACCUCCUGCUUCUUCUGCUCCUCCAAUCGAACAAACGAACACUGUGGAAACAAGUGGGAUUAAAGUAAGACCGGCAGGUGGUGCUAAAAGAAAGAAGAGAAGAAGGAGAACAGCUUUAGGAAAGACUUUAUCUCGUUCAACUUCUAGAGCGGAUGGAGAAAAUGGUCCAGAAAGACCAAGACCUCAAACAGAGUUUUUACAAUUAGGAAGAGCCUCUCAGUUAAUGGUACCAGGUGUUGGAGAAGGCAGGAAUAGAGAUAAUAAUGAGAAAGAGGACCAUGAAGAGUUAGAACCUUCAGUUGAAAGAACCAAUAAUAUCAAUGGUGGUGGGUCAACAUCAUCUUCGAAUAAUGAUGAAGAAGAAAGAGUACCUACUACAGUUUACCAAGAAGGAACAAGUUUUAUAGUUGAAGAUCAAAAUGGUGAAGUGUUAGAGACUAUUAAUUCACGUGAAGGUGCCAAUUCCUUUGACCCUGGAUUAGCGGAUCAACGAAGUAUUCAUUCUGAAGAUUCUUUGAGAAGGGUGUUAACACAGUUGUCGAAUGGUCUGGGUGCCUCCUCGUCUGAUAUAAUGAGUGUGGAUCAGAAAUUAAAUCAAGUUAAAUCUAGAACAGCAUCUAACAAAAAGGAAUUCAUUCGGACGAAGGACAGGAGAAAGAUCUACACUUAUAAUGUUGGAGACAUGCUUGUUUGUGAAAAUGAAGAAGGUGAAAUUGUUCGAUUAUAUAAAUGGAAUAAAAAGAAUGGUGGUGAUGGGCAACAAAAUCAAGCAACAGCUUCUUCAUCCACUGGUGCUGGUACCAAAUCAAGAUCAAGAUCUUCUACACUUGUUGGAAGAGCCAUGUCCUUGGUAAGAGGUAAGAGUAAUCAAAGUAAUGAUAAUAGCACUAGUCUUACUAAAUCUCAUUCCAGUGGACAAAGUAUACCACCAGUUUCACCACCACAUAUUGUUGUUUCAGACGGGGAUGGAGUGACAACCACCAAUAUUCCAAUGACGGCAUCACCCAGAAGACAAAUCAGGAGACAUUCUACUGUAGAAGAGGUAGAUGAUGAUGAGGACAAUGAACCUUCUUUUGAUGAAGAGGAAGAUGAUGAUGAAGAUGCUUCGUUUGACUCGGACCAUGAAACACCUAUUGAAAGAAGAAGAAGAUUGGCAGCAUUAGGAAAACUUCCCACUCUGAAACAUGAAGAUGAUGAAGAGAAAUGA